Tilletiaria anomala UBC 951 is the source of this 2625-nucleotide messenger RNA. RefSeq names its product putative DNA replication licensing factor. Gene Ontology annotation, molecular function: single-stranded DNA binding; single-stranded DNA helicase activity; ATP binding. The record is from RefSeq and is a predicted model, not a curated record. Gene Ontology annotation, cellular component: MCM complex; nucleus. Bases 1 to 2625 code for a protein of 874 amino acids. Lineage: Eukaryota; Fungi; Basidiomycota; Exobasidiomycetes; Georgefischeriales; Tilletiariaceae. The transcript has 6 exons. Gene Ontology annotation, biological process: double-strand break repair via break-induced replication; DNA replication initiation; DNA replication.
AUGGCGACCAAUGGCAUCCUUCCCGUAAUAAAUAUCAACGUCAACUACGAGGAGGAGAAGGAGAAAAUUUCCCAGUUCCUCACAGCGUUCCAAUGUGACCGCUCUGUUCUGAACCGAUACGACAGCAAAGGGGCGCUUGUCUCGCAAGUGCGAUCCGAGUCCGCUUCUCCUGGUCUUGAAAAUGACGUCGACGGCCUCAACGUCCGUGAUGAAGCAGAACACAGUGCCGAAGAUUCGGAAAAUGACGAGGACGAGCGGGCCCUGUGGAAUUCAUCUCAUCCCGACCUGACUUUUGCUUCUUCCCAGCAACGCAUUGCCAAUCGGGAUCUAGACACGCUCGUCAUUGACUUGAACGACCUUGCCAGCUUUUCCGCCAACGGACAGAAGACUUUUGGUGCCGAGCUGGUGCAGAGCAUCAAAGCCAACACGCGUCGCUACGUCUCGCUCUUCUGCAACGUGGUCGAUAGAUUGCUCGAAGAAAAGGUCUUCCCCACCAAGGACAUCUCUGAUAAGGACGAUGUCCUCGAUGUCAUUAUGGCUCAGCGCAGGGCGCAGAACGAAAAGGACCGCGAUCAGAGACGCAGAGAGCGCGAGGGCAUGAUGGGCAACACUGCCGGUGAUGCAGACGACCUGGAGGGCGCGGAGGAGGAAGUCAAAUUCCCUCCCGUUCUCCUGAGACGAUAUGACCUCUACUUUGCGCCUCAGCGUCACGACAAGCCGCUCGCCGUCCGGCAAGUCCACGGCUCGCACCUGGGAAAAUUCAUCACCGUUCGCGGGAUUAUCACGCGCGUGUCAGAAGUCAAGCCAUUCCUGCAAGUGGAAGCGGUCGCAUGCGACGUGUGUGGCGCAGAGAUUUUCACCGAGGUCAUGGGUAGGCAAUAUAUACCAACAGAGUUCUGCACCUCUCGCACAUGCACCACCAACAAGGUCAAGAGUCCCGUAUUCCCGCAGAACAGAGCGAGCAAAUUUGUUCCGUUCCAGGAGGUCAAGAUUCAGGAGAUGGCCGACCAAGUCCCAGUCGGGCACAUUCCACGAACGAUGACCAUCCACCUGAAUGGGACGCUCACCCGUGCCUUGAGCCCAGGCGAUGUCGUUGAGACUGGUGGCAUUUUCCUUCCGAUGCCAUACAGCGGCUUCAAGGCAAUCCGCGCAGGCCUACUCACUGACACCUUCCUCGAGGCGCACAACGUGCAUCAGCUCAAGAAGCAGUACGAGGCGAUGGAGCUCACGCCCGAGAUUCGUCAGCGCAUCUCAGACCUCAAAGGGGACCCUGCGCUGUACAACAAGCUCGCCUCUUCCAUCGCGCCGGAAAUCUACGGACACGAAGACGUCAAGAAGGCCUUACUCCUGCUCCUUGUUGGCGGCGUCACCAAGAACAUAGCCGAUGGCAUGCGCAUCAGGGGUGACAUCAACAUUUGCCUCAUGGGCGAUCCGGGUGUGGCCAAGUCACAGCUGCUCAAAUAUAUCUCCAAGGUCGCUCCGCGCGGCGUCUACACAACCGGUCGAGGAUCCUCCGGCGUUGGUUUGACCGCGGCAGUUAUGCGCGAUCCCGUCACGGAGGAGAUGGUGCUCGAGGGAGGUGCGCUCGUACUUGCUGACAACGGUAUCGCUUGCAUCGAUGAGUUUGACAAGAUGGACGAAUCCGAUCGCACCGCCAUUCACGAAGUCAUGGAGCAGCAGACAAUCAGCAUCAGCAAAGCCGGUAUCACGACUACUCUCAAUGCGCGCACAUCGAUUCUCGCAGCAGCCAACCCGCUGUAUGGAAGAUACAAUCCGCGCAUCUCGCCCGUCGACAACAUCAACUUGCCAGCCGCGCUGCUUUCGCGUUUCGACAUACUCUUUCUUAUCCUAGAUACCCCUGCGCGCGACGACGAUGAGCGACUCGCACAGCACGUCACGUACGUGCACAUGUUCAACGAGCACCCGGAGCUCAGCGUUGAGCCGCUUGAUCCGAUCCUCAUGCGUCACUACAUUGCGCUCGCGCGGCAGAAGCGGCCCGUAAUCUCGAAGGCCGUCUCCGACUACGUCGUCGGGUCGUACGUCAAGCUGCGCGGCCAGCACAAAGAGGACGAGGCGCGUGACCAGGCGUUCACGUACACCUCAGCGAGGACACUACUCGGUAUCCUUCGUCUGUCACAAGCGCUAGCUCGGCUCCGUUUUGACGACAUCGUGGACGUUGCCGACGUCGAUGAGGCGCUGCGCCUGAUGGAAGUCAGCAAGGCCAGCCUGCACCAUAGCGGUCGCGGUCACGAGGGCGUCGGCCAGGACCACAGCCACCUCAGCAAGAUCUACCGCAUCAUCCGUGAGAUGGCGUUCGCAGCAGGUGAGGCCGAGGCAGACGACUACACGAGCAGCAGCAAGUCGCAGCGUUUCGGUCACGGCCCGGAUGGUGAGCGCGGCGGCGAUGCGAUGGACCUCGAUGAAGUUGAUGAUCGCCUGCCUGCAGCCAAUAAGAAGCAGAAGGGAUCGACGACAGCGGGGCUCGGCGAGCUGGACAUGCGCGACGUACGCGACCGCAUCAUCGCCAGCGGUUGGGUUGAGGACCAGUUGACUGACUGCCUCGAAGAGUACAGCGACCUCGGUGUCAUCCAGAUCACUGACGACCAAAAACUGAUUUUCCUGUAG